AUGACGGCCCUCAAGGACGAGCAGGUCGAUAAUAUCCUGUUUGCCGCCCGAGCCGGAGACAUCGAGGCUCUCAAGGAAUCGCUUUCGGAGAUUCAGGAUGGUGGCGAUCCGGCAUUCCAUCUAGCCCUGCAAUGCACGAACGAGUCGGGCAACUCUCUGCUCCACUUCGCGUUUGCGAACGGGCAUGAAGACCUGAUCCACUAUGUUCUACCGCACUGUGACCUGACGGCCCUGCUGCGUCAGAACGACGCUGGGAAUACGCCUUUGCACUGGGCCGCCUUUAACGGCCACAUUAAAUUGUGCGAGCUUCUGGUUGACCGGAUUGACGCUCUCGAGACACAGGACGAGGCCUCUGCGCAGAAGCUGCGUGCUGAGGAGGACAAGCGUGAGCACGAGCGCCACCUCGCUGCCAACAAGAAAACGGACGAGCCGGAGGCUGAGCAGAAGGCCGAGCUGGAACACCACGACGAGCUUCAGCGCGACCGUGCGCUUUGGGAUAUCCGCAAUGCCGCGGGCCAUGGUCCUAUGACCGAGGCUCAGAAAGCCGACCGCGAGGACAUUGUGCAGAUGCUGCUUGGCCGCCUCGCUAAGCACGACAAGUCGGAUCCGCCAAUGGAGCCCCAAAAUGAAGCUGCCCACAUCGAAGAGCGCACGAAUCAGCUUCGCUUGGACGUGGAUCCGUCUGUGUAA
Messenger RNA from Malassezia sympodialis ATCC 42132, 690 nucleotides. It is a transcript of the gene YAR1, whose product is annotated as Yar1p. NCBI's taxonomy places the organism in Eukaryota, Fungi, Basidiomycota, Malasseziomycetes, Malasseziales, Malasseziaceae. The record is from RefSeq and is a predicted model, not a curated record. Gene Ontology annotation, molecular function: protein binding.